AGGCGCCUGGCGCUAACAAAAGUCCGGCCCGCGGGCGAGCUGCGCCGGGUCGCUAGUCUUCGCUUGCUCCGGGCACCCGCAACAAGUGGCUGCCGCGCCCUCCCCGGGGAAGCCGCGGGCGCGCAGGGGCAGCCGAAGGAGGCGGUCGAGCCGCGGAGCCCAGGGGCCUGCCCGGCUCAGCGCCCGCCGGAGGGGAUCGGGGCGGGCGGAUGGGGACCCGGCGGCGGCGGCGCGGCGAGCCUCUGGGCGGCCCCGGGGCGCGGGCUGUGCGCGGCGCUGCGCCCUCCGGCCCCCAGCGCGGAUUCUAAGUGCUGCAGCUGUGCCCGGCCCCGCCUGGAGCCACCGGGGGUGCCAGGAGGGGACGCAGCACACCCUCCCACUGGAGUGCGGGGACCUCUCCAGGCCGGAGGUCGGCCCCGGAGCGUGGGGGGGAUGUGCAGCUAACGGUCCCGUCGGACGGGCUUUCCUCGGGCCGAGCGCGCAGGAGGUGCGCCGCAGCUAUGGAGUGUCCCGGGAGACGGCGGGCAUGACGGCUACAGGAUGGGCGCGAACAAUGGCAAACAGUACGGCAGUGAGGGCAGAUCCACAAGCCAUGCUUGCCUGGGAGAAAAUAUCAAAGGCAACAUGAAAAUUAACCUCUGGGUCCGGGAGUGCUGAAGGUGCCAGAACAGGAAGGGAGGUGGUGAGCCUGAAGAUCUCACAAGCUUCCCUCCUGGUGUGUGUUUCCAGACCGUCAAGGGUCCUGGCUGCUCAUGGUCUAUCUCAGUUGCCCAGGCAAAGGCAGCUCGAGCAUCUCAUCUGACGUGAGUUCAAGUACAGAUCACACGCCCACUAAAGCCCAGAAGAAUGUGGCUACCAGCGAAGACUCCGACCUGAGCAUGCGCACACUGAGCACGCCCAGCCCAGCCCUGAUAUGUCCACCGAAUCUCCCAGGAUUUCAGAAUGGAAGGGGCUCGUCCACCUCCUCGUCCUCCAUCACCGGGGAGACGGUGGCCAUGGUGCACUCCCCGCCCCCGACCCGCCUCACACACCCGCUCAUCCGGCUCGCCUCCAGACCCCAGAAGGAGCAGGCCAGCAUAGACCGGCUCCCGGACCACUCCAUGGUGCAGAUCUUCUCCUUCCUGCCCACCAACCAGCUGUGCCGCUGCGCGCGAGUGUGCCGCCGCUGGUACAACCUGGCCUGGGACCCGCGGCUCUGGAGGACUAUCCGCCUGACGGGCGAGACCAUCAACGUGGACCGCGCCCUCAAGGUGCUGACCCGCAGACUCUGCCAGGACACCCCCAACGUGUGUCUCAUGCUGGAAACCGUAACUGUCAGUGGCUGCAGGCGGCUCACAGACCGAGGGCUGUACACCAUCGCCCAGUGCUGCCCCGAACUGAGGCGACUGGAAGUCUCAGGCUGUUACAAUAUCUCCAACGAGGCCGUCUUUGACGUGGUGUCCCUCUGCCCUAAUCUGGAGCACCUGGAUGUGUCAGGAUGCUCCAAAGUGACCUGCAUCAGCUUGACCCGGGAGGCCUCCAUUAAACUGUCCCCCUUGCAUGGCAAACAGAUUUCCAUUCGCUACCUGGACAUGACGGACUGCUUCGUGCUGGAGGACGAAGGCCUGCACACCAUCGCGGCGCACUGCACGCAGCUCACCCACCUCUACCUGCGCCGCUGCGUCCGCCUGACCGACGAAGGCCUGCGCUACCUGGUGAUCUACUGCGCCUCCAUCAAGGAGCUGAGCGUCAGCGACUGCCGCUUCGUCAGCGACUUCGGCCUGCGGGAGAUCGCCAAGCUGGAGUCCCGCCUGCGGUACCUGAGCAUCGCGCACUGCGGCCGGGUCACCGACGUGGGCAUCCGCUACGUGGCCAAGUACUGCAGCAAGCUGCGCUACCUCAACGCGAGGGGCUGCGAGGGCAUCACGGACCACGGUGUGGAGUACCUCGCCAAGAACUGCACCAAACUCAAAUCCCUGGAUAUCGGCAAAUGCCCUUUGGUAUCCGACACGGGCCUGGAGUGCCUGGCCCUGAACUGCUUCAACCUCAAGCGGCUCAGCCUCAAGUCCUGCGAGAGCAUCACCGGCCAGGGCUUGCAGAUCGUGGCCGCCAACUGCUUUGACCUCCAGACGCUGAAUGUCCAGGACUGCGAGGUCUCCGUGGAGGCCCUGCGCUUUGUCAAACGCCACUGCAAGCGCUGCGUCAUCGAGCACACCAACCCGGCUUUCUUCUGAAGGGACAGAGUUCAUCCGGCGUUGUAUUCACACAAACCUGAACAAAGCAAAAUUUUUUAAAAGCAGCGUAUGUAAGCACCGACACCCACUCGUAACAGCUCUUUCUUCCGGGAAGGUUAUUAGGAAUCCGGCCUUCAUUUUUCCUCAUUUCUCAUGGGCAACAGAGGCCAAAGAAACGAAGCAAGACAAACAGCAAACAGGCAUUUUGGUCAGGUCAUUUGUAGGCAGUUUCUCUUCUCACAAAAGAUGUACUUAAGCAGGCUGAUCGCUGUUCCUUGAGCAAGGCGCUUACUCUCCUCCGCUCAGGCCCCCAAGGCCGCCCUUUCCCUCGCACACAGGCCCCACCCCCACAGUUCCACGCACCCCCCCAAGGCCACACCCUCCCUCCCUAGAGCAGCAGCGAGGACCCAUCAUCAGAAUCACAGUGCUCUCCAGACCUCCUCUCUAAACUGCUUCAUUGACCUAAGUCACUCUCUUCAAUCCCACACCCAUGGACAUUCUUGUCAACUCAAUACCAUAGCACUUUGCACAGGCAAAAUACUUUUCAGGCCUUUUUAAAAAAUUCAUUACAGCAAACAGCUGGGGAAGGACAUGCAGUCCUCCCCCAGCUCUGCCAAUGACUAUGACCUUGGCCAAAGCACUUCACUGCUCUGGGCUGCAGCUUCCAGCACUGAAUCAGAGGCCACACAGCCCAAAGAUUAGCUUCAUGUCCAUUAUAGCAUUGAGGGAGCAGAGAUACCCAUACACAGAAGCACCUUGGCAUAGAGCACCCAGGCAUCGACCUCUUCCAGGUGAACUGAUUCUGUGGAUGGAUGUGAUUUCAGGAGAUUGUGCAGUGCCAGCAUCAGUGCAUAAAGGAUCCUGUAUGUCCUUUGGCUGCAAAUCACCCACUUCCCUGUGUUUCAGUGGGAGAAUUUCCUCUCCCACCUCCUCACAUCCUCUUUUGCCAGGCUGGAUGCUGUCGUCUCUGUACACAAAUACUUCCUGCAUUCCCCCCUUCACACCAUCCUAGCGAGGCACCAGCACACCUAAUCACAGCAAAGCCCAGAUCCCCCCAUCAGUUGCUUUUACUCAGUGUUUUCAAAUAGGAGUAAAGGCCCUCGCAAUUUUUAAUUAACAAGCAAGGCCCAAGGGAACACAUGUCCUCAAAAGUUUUUCUGAUCCCUCGCCUUGCACACCUGGCAUGCAUCAGGCACAUCUGUCCUACAGCUGGCAGAGACAGAUGCCUCGGUUCUUUGUCAUUCAGAUUGCAUUUGGCCUCUUCUCAUUUAUUUCUUUAUACAUCCAGACUUCAUCACAUGAAGCCUAUCGGGGUUAAGUUUGUAAGUGUUUAAUUGUGCAAAUUGCCACCCUGUGUACCUCCUCCGUGUCUGUCUGCGUGUUUUCCAUCAAAGAAUGCAAAGCAGACUUCCAGGUGUUUAAAUUCUGUUCACUCAACAAUGCCAGAUGAAUGGAAGAGGGAACACACUGAGAUGACUUAGACUCUGGUCCACCAACCAGACCCUUGGAAAGGAAUACUAAAAUCAUUACAAGGUAUGGAUUUUAAAUGGAUGAAACUUCAAAUUAUCUUAUUUGGAUAGAAGUCUAUAUUCCAGCCUCAUUUGCAUGAAGUCAGAUAGCCAGAAGAAAUUCCAUUGCUGGUUUUCACGAAAUUCACUUGUCUUUUGCUAAUAAACACAUGGCCCUUUCCCAGAUUAUUCUCUAGCCAAGCCCCACCUUCGUUACGUUGAAAUCCCUCAUUUAUUUUCUUCUCAAAAUGCCCAUUAUCCAAAUGCAGAACCUCUGCAUCUCCAAGCCAGUUAUGCUGAAUUUGUCAAACUUAGACACCCUUGACAACUGCACUCCUACUGUAGGCUCCUGUGCGUACUGUCAUCUUCUGUGGGGGAUGGAGAGGUUAGUGUGAUGAGGUGGUGUCUGCCCAGGAGGUUUCUUUCAAACAUCAUGGCCUCCCAUCCAAUCAACAUCAUCAACUUACAUGUGUAAUCAAGGCUCUGUGCCAUGGGGGAAAUGAAUCAUUUAGCUAGGCCAGGAUCUAGUGAAAGCCACAGAGUUUAAAACCAUGAAAGAGUUGAAGGCAGCAUUUCUCAGCUCUGUGACUUGUGACCCUAUUUGAAGUUUCAGGAUUUGGGUGUCACAAAGGAUUGUCCCUAAUCCUUGGCCCUGGGGUCUUCCGAGUGAGCUGGUUUAAUACUCUGAGAAUGAGCAGGGAGAUCCAGAGAAUGAAUCCCUGACCGCAUCACCUAAACUGUCUUCCAAGCAUGAGACAAAGCUGACUGUUCACACUGAUUGCCCAGCACAUACCGUCUUGCCAGUUUCUUCUUUUCUCCCAGUCUCCUGUUCAUCCAUUCUGUUCUCCCUUGGGGUGGGAAUCUAUGAUGGAGGUUACUGGGGAAACAGCUCAGCAGAUUUUUGGAGACCAAACCAAAGGUCUCACUAGGAAAUUUAUCUGUUUUAAAACAUUGCUUCCUUCCUGGCUCUGCUAAAUUGAAUGCUCAUUGUUUGUUGUUGUUGUUUUUUAAUUCUAAUGUUCAAAUCACUGCGUGCUGUAUGAAUCUAGAAAGCCUUAAUUUACUACCACCAAGAAAUAAAGCAAUAUGUUCGUAA
Molecule: messenger RNA, 4817 nt
Organism: Pan troglodytes (chimpanzee)
Lineage: Eukaryota; Metazoa; Chordata; Mammalia; Primates; Hominidae
Gene: FBXL7
Product: F-box and leucine rich repeat protein 7
Exons: 5
Coding region: 753-2213 (486 amino acids)
Biological process (GO): SCF-dependent proteasomal ubiquitin-dependent protein catabolic process
Cellular component (GO): SCF ubiquitin ligase complex
Molecular function (GO): protein binding
Source: RefSeq, a predicted model, not a curated record